GCCGCGGACGGGCAGGGAGCAGACGGAUACCGCCGUCUUCCCGGGAACACUAACCCACAGUGAGAGAGAGACAGUCCGGCAGCCGGAGCGGGGAUUUACCUGACACUGCUUACGGACCUUUUACGGACCUUUUUAUUUUUUUUAUUUUUUCCUCUCCAAUUCACCUAGGGGGUAUUAGGGCAAGUGUGGCGGGACUGGAGGAACUGGGAGACUCUUUCUAAACUGUGUCUGAUCUCGGGACCUCCCUGCUCUUCUUGUCUUCAACAUCUUUUGCCGAAAUGCAGACGUCCUGGAAACCCUGGUGAGAAAUGGUGUCACUCUAUGAAUGUGUGAGGUGGUAGCCAAUCAGCAGCAGCCUCAGGACCAACAGUCAGACCAUGGACCUUAGAUUCAGACGGCUGUCGCCUCUCGCCGGGGGAGCUCUUCAUCUGGUGCUGCUGGCCGGACUGGUGCUGCCGUCUCACACAGAGAGCAUGCCCAGCUUCAUCAAGUCCCCCGACGAUCAGACAGGGAUUUCGGGAGGAGUGGCAUCGUUCGUAUGCCAGGCAGUGGGGGAGCCCAAACCUCGCAUCACCUGGAUGAAGAAGGGGAAGAAAGUCAGCUCCCAGCGCUUUGAGGUGAUUGAGUUUGACGACGGCUCGGGCUCGGUGCUGCGUAUCCAGCCUCUGAGGACCCACCGCGACGAGGCCAUCUAUGAGUGCACGGCCACCAACAGCGUGGGAGAGAUCAACACCAGCGCCAAGCUCACCGUGUUAGAGGAGGACCAGAUCCCCCAUGGUUUCCCCACCAUAGACAUGGGGCCCCAGCUGAAGGUUGUGGAGAGAACGCGCACUGCUACGAUGCUGUGCGCAGCCAGCGGCAACCCUGACCCAGAGAUCUACUGGUUCAAAGACUUCCUGCCUGUUGACAUCAGCAGCAGCAACGGGCGCAUAAAACAACUGCGAUCAGGUGGUACGCCAAUCAGAGGAGCGCUUCAGAUUGAAAACAGCGAGGAGUCGGACCAGGGCAAAUACGAGUGUGUGGCAGUCAACAGCGCAGGGACUCGCUACUCUGCUCCGGCGAACCUUUACGUCCGAGAUCAACGGGAAGUUCGCCGUGUGCCUCCCCGUUUCUCCAUCCCCCCCACCAAUCACGAGGUGAUGCCCGGCGGCAGCGUCAACCUGACCUGCGUCGCGGUUGGCGCUCCCAUGCCUUACGUCAAGUGGAUGAGCGGCGAGGUGGAGCUGACCCGGGAGGAGGAGAUGCCUAUUGGCCGCAACGUCCUGGAGCUCACCAACAUCCGGCAGUCUGGCAACUACACCUGUGUGGCCAUAUCGUCCCUGGGCGUGAUCGAGACCACGGCCCAGAUCACUGUCAAAGCUCUGCCCAAGCCACCCACUUCCCUCACUGUGACAGAAACCACGGCCACCAGUGUCACUCUUACCUGGGACUCUGGCAACCCAGAACCAGUAUCCUACUAUGUGAUCCAGUACCGGGCCAAACUGUCUGACAACGGCUUCCAGGAAGUAGACGGUGUAGCCACAACCCGAUACAGCAUUGGCGGCCUCAGCCCCUUCUCAGAAUAUGAGUUUCGUGUCAUGGCCGUCAACAACGUGGGCAGGGGGCCUCCCAGCAGUAUUGUAGACACCCGAACAAGUGAGCAAGCCCCCUCAUCACCGCCUCUUCACAUCCAGGCGCGGAUGCUGAGCUCCAGCACCAUGCUGGUCCAGUGGGAGCCUCCGGAGGAGCCCAACGGCCAAAUCCGGGGCUACCGGGUCUACUACAGCUCGGAACAUGACGCCCCGCUCAGCGCCUGGCAGAAACACAACACAGAUGACAGCCAGCUCACCACCAUCUCAGGCCUGACCACAGAUAUCACCUACAGCCUCAGGGUACUGGGCUUUACCUCUGUGGGGGACGGGCCGCCUUCUGAUGUGCUGCAGAUCAAGACCCAGCAGGGAGUUCCAGCUCAGCCGUCUGGUUUUGAGGCCGAGGCCGAGCUGGACUCACGCAUCAUGCUGUCCUGGCUUUGGCCUGUCCAGGACCCCAUCAUUAGCUUUGAACUGCUCUACUGGGAGGACAACAAUCCUACAGACAAGCAUCAUGAGACGUUCGACCCAGCGGGCUCCCAUGCAGUUGAUGGUCUAAAGCCAGACACACUCUACAUGUUUUCCCUGGCAGCAAGAUCAGAGAUGGGUUUAGGAGUCUUUACUCAGCCUAUUGAGGCCAGGACGGCCCAGUCCACCCCCUCGGCCCCUCCCCAGGAGGUACACUUGCUCAGCCUCAGCUCCACCAGCAUCAAGGUGAGUUGGGUGGCACCGCCCACAGACAGCCGCCACGGGGAGCUAGUGCGCUACUCCCUUGCCUACCAAGCACUCACAGGGGAGGACGUGAAGCGCCACCAGGUGUCAGGAAUCGGUGCUGAUGUCACCAGCUACGUGCUGGACGACCUGCAGAAGUGGACUGAGUAUUUGGUGUGGGUGAGGGCUCACACUGACGUCGGGCCUGGCCCGGAGAGCUCCGCAGCCCGCAUCAGAACCAAGGAAGACGUGCCUGGAGCUCCACCCAGGAAAGUGGAGGUAGACGCCCUCAACUCCACUGCCCUCCGGGUGAGCUGGAAGCCCCCCCUGUCUGUGAAGCAGCAUGGCCAGAUUCGAGGCUACCAGCUGGUCUACUCCCGGCUGGAAAACGGGGAGCCUCACGGCCAGCCGGUCAUCAUUGACGUUUCCUUUCCUGAAGCCCAGGAGACCAUAGUAACAGGUCUGCUCCCAGAGACAACCUACUCUGUGACUGUGGCUGCGUACACCACCAAGGGCGAUGGAGCUCGCAGCAAGGCCAAGGUGGUCACCACCACAGGAGCAGUGCCUGGCAAGCCCACUAUGAUGAUCAGCACCACCAUAGGGAACACCGCCCUGAUCCAGUGGCAGCCACCAAAGGAGAUGGUGGGGGAGCAUGUGGGAUACCAGCUGCAGUACAAGAGAGCAGAGGAGGAAGCUUUCACCAUCAAAGACUUCAGAAAGUCAGACGAUCACUUCACGGUCACCGGCCUCCACAAGGGAGCCACCUACAUCUUCAAACUGUGCGGCAAAAACCGAGCCGGCAACGGGGAGGAAUAUGUGAAGGAGAUCAGCACCCCUGAGGACAUUCCAAGCAGCUACCCCCAGAAUCUGAGCGUGGUAGGUCUGACCGCCACAUCCACCAAGCUGGCCUGGGAGCCCCCGCCGCUGGCCGAGAGGAACGGGAAGAUUGUCAAGUACGUGGUGGUGUAUCGAGAUAUCAACAGCCAACACAACAACACCAACAGUACCGCGGAAACACAAAUGACCGUCCAAGGUUUGCAGCCAGACACAACCUACGACAUCAGAGUCCAAGCUUUCACCAGCAAGGGGGGAGGACCGAUCAGCCCCAGCAUUCAGAGUCGGACCAUGUCCACGUCCAUGCCAGACCUUCCCUCAGUGUUCACCAAGAACUUUGGUGUGAAGGCUGUGAUGAAAACCUCUGUCCUGCUGACCUGGGAAGUGCCAGAAACUUACAAAUCCCAAGUGCCUCUCAAGAUCCUUUACAACCAGCAGAGUGUGGAAGUCCAAGGCAACCUGAAGAGGAAGCUGAUCACACAGCUGCAGCCGGACACGGAUUAUUCCUUUGUGCUAAUGAGCCGGGGAAACAGUGCUGGCGGCCUCCAGCAGCAGGUUUCCAUCCGAACAGCUCCGGAUCUGCUGAAAAUGAAACCGGCUCCAUACCAACACGAUGUGGAGGAGGGGGGUAGAGUGACCAUCAGUCUGUCCAGGCCGCCUGCUGAAGCCCACGUCAGGUGGUACUACAUAGUGGUUGUCCCUCUCACCCCGGUUUCUCUGAGAAGAUGGGAGAACCCUGAAGACAUGGACAUACAUGAGCUCCUGGAGCCUGGUGCCGACAGCAGUCUGCAGAGAGAGAAGAGACAGAGCCAGGACGUCCUGCAGCCCUACAUCGCUGCCAGGUUGGACGCUCUGCCCGAGAUCUUCACACUGGGUGAUGAGAAGAAAUACAACGGCUACUACAACAAACCCCUCCCGGGCCAGAAGCAGUACCGCUGCUUUGUUCUGGCAGACCUGAUGGACCACGAGUCUCAGAGGACGUUUGCAGCCAGCCCGUUCUCUGAGCCCAUCAUGGUGAAGCUCCACAGCGGGGUGGCCCGACAAACCGAGGACUCCGAGAUGCUGUGGGUGAUGGGUCCCGUGCUGGCGGUCAUUCUCAUCAUCAUCAUAGUCAUUGCUAUUCUACUCUUCAAGAGCAAACAAGAAAGGAAACGAACAUCUCCAGCCAAGGAUGAGCACAUGGCGGGGGUCAAGGACUCACUGCUGGCCCACUCCUCAGACCCUGUGGAGAUGAGGAGACUCAACUAUCAGACGCAAGGUUCCAGUGGCCUCAGUUGCCCGAAUACUCCAAGGAUGAGGGAACAUCCUCCCAUCGCUGUCUGUGACCUGGCGGACUACAUAGAGAGACUCAAGGCCAAUGACGGUCUGCGCUUCUCUCAGGAGUACGAGUCUAUUGAUCCAGGACAGCAGUUCACCUGGGAGCACUCCAACCUUGAAGUCAACAAGCCAAAGAACCGCUAUGCAAAUGUUAUUGCCUACGACCACUCCAGGGUCAUCCUCACACCUGUGGAUGGAGUUCCAGGUAGCGACUACAUCAACGCCAACUACAUUGAUGGCUACAGGAAGCAGAAUGCUUACAUUGCCACACAGGGGCCGCUGCCAGAGACGCUGAGUGACUUCUGGAGGAUGGUGUGGGAGCAGAGGACCUGCACCAUCAUUAUGAUGACCCGUCUGGAGGAGAAGUCACGGGUGAAAUGUGACCAGUACUGGCCCAGUCGAGGCACAGAGACAUAUGGGAUGAUCCAGGUGACCAUGCUGGACACUGUGGAGCUGGCUACGUACAGUAUACGCACAUUCGCCCUCUAUAAGAAUGGCUCGAGUGAGAAGAGAGAGGUUCGACAGUUCCAGUUUAUGGCCUGGCCUGACCAUGGAGUGCCUGAGUAUCCCACCCCAACACUGGCCUUUCUACGCAGAGUCAAGGCCUGUAAUCCUCCAGACGCUGGACCCAUGGUGGUCCACUGCAGUGCCGGUGUGGGCCGAACAGGCUGCCUCAUUGUGAUCGAAGCCAUGCUGGAGAGGAUGAAACACGAGAAGUCGGUGGACAUUUAUGGUCACGUGACAUGUAUGCGAGCUCAGAGGAACUACAUGGUGCAAACAGAGGAUCAGUACAUAUUCAUCCACGAGGCCCUGCUGGAAGCCGCAACAUGUGGCAACACAGAAGUCCCUGCCCGAAACCUGUACGCCCACAUCCAGAAGCUCACCCAGGUCCCUCCCGGAGAGAGCGUCACCGCCAUGGAACUGGAGUUUAAGAAACUGGCCAACUCUAAAGCACAUACCUCAAGAUUCAUCAGUGCCAACCUGCCGUGUAACAAAUUCAAGAACCGCCUGGUGAACAUCAUGCCUUUCGAGUCCACCCGUGUCUGCCUGCAGCCAAUCAGAGGGGUGGAGGGCUCCGACUACAUCAACGCCAGCUUCAUCGACGGAUACAGGCAGCAGAAAGCGUACAUGGCCACCCAGGGCCCGUUAGCCGAGACCACUGAGGACUUCUGGAGAAUGCUGUGGGAACACAACUCCACCAUUGUAGUCAUGCUCACCAAACUCCGCGAGAUGGGACGGGAAAAGUGCCAUCAGUACUGGCCUGCUGAGCGCUCCGCACGCUACCAGUACUUUGUUGUGGACCCCAUGGCUGAAUACAACAUGCCUCAGUACAUCCUGAGAGAGUUCAAAGUCACAGACGCCAGGGAUGGUCAGUCGAGGACCAUCAGGCAGUUUCAGUUCACUGACUGGCCAGAGCAAGGAGUGCCAAAAACUGGGGAGGGAUUCAUCGACUUCAUCGGCCAAGUCCAUAAAACUAAAGAGCAAUUCGGACAAGACGGACCAAUUACUGUGCACUGCAGUGCUGGUGUUGGGCGGACCGGUGUGUUCAUCACCCUGAGCAUCGUCUUGGAGAGGAUGAGAUACGAGGGAGCCGUGGACCUCUUCCACACCGUCAAGACUCUCCGAACUCAGAGGCCAGCCAUGGUGCAGACAGAGGACCAGUACCAACUUUGCUACCGGGCUGCUCUGGAGUACCUCGGAAGCUUUGAUCACUAUGCAACAUAACCCCACCCAGAAAGACACCCUCAGAAGAGUUGUGUGUCUCCUCUGAGCCACAUCUACUCCGCUCCAUCAGUCCCUGAGGCCUGAUGAGGAGG
Perca fluviatilis (European perch) is the source of this 6247-nucleotide messenger RNA. It is a transcript of the gene ptprfa, whose product is annotated as protein tyrosine phosphatase receptor type Fa. Gene Ontology annotation, biological process: protein dephosphorylation. The coding region runs from base 378 to 6155 and encodes 1925 amino acids. NCBI's taxonomy places the organism in Eukaryota, Metazoa, Chordata, Actinopteri, Perciformes, Percidae. The record is from RefSeq and is a predicted model, not a curated record. Gene Ontology annotation, molecular function: protein tyrosine phosphatase activity; protein binding. The transcript has 36 exons.